AUGGACAACAAACUGCAGCAAAAGUUCGCACUCAUCCAACAGAUGAAGAAGGAAAAAGAACUCAAGGAGGCGUCGCGGGCCAAGGACCACCGCUCCGUCGACAUCUUUGCCCUCGCAGGAGUCAACUUACCCAAACCGAAAUCCACUCUGCCAACAGCAGUACCCAUUCCCACUCAGUCGCGCCAAGACAGUGCUAGUAAUAGCAACUCCAUUCGCCAUGAACCUCCAGCAAAGAGGCCUCGUGUGCAAAAGGUUUCAGGAGCAGGAGCAGGAGCAGGAGCAAGAACAGGAACAGGAGUAGAAACAGGAACAGGAGUAGGGACAGGAGCAGGAAUGGAAAAGAAGCUAAAGCGGUCGUCCAUGGCAAUCCGCAGUUCUGCUGCAUCACAGUUGCACCUGCAUGGAAGCAACACUGGUGAUAGCUCUGAAAAGUUGGAUAACCCGUCUUACUCUGGUCGCGGUAGGAAUCCUUCUAUCAGCUCAAUGGCCUCACCUCCUUACACCUCCACUCCUGGCCACCACCACCAUACAUCCGACAGCAACCACGCGACAACAGCAACCCCCCCUACACCUAUCCCAUCACCAAGAAACGACCCCACGGUUCAAACGGACAGCCCCAACGGCCGACCUGGAGCAAAUGGACGUCGCUGGAGUGGAAGCACAGAUAGUCGCGAAGGGAUCGCGCAAACCGCACAUGGGCAAUCACUUCAAGCCGUCCGUCACCAAUCCCCCGACACCAUUGCCGACUAUCAGACCAACGCCAGGACGCACCCCUUGACGGACCAAUCAGGCAGCCAGGAACACAGGAAGCGCAGGAUGGACAGCCACGGAGACUUUGGACGGCAUGCUGGAGACUAUGAAAACCAUCGUCCUCGUUUCCGCUCAAAUUCGUGUUCACGCUCACCUUCACCUGGCAGACGAAGCGGCUUCAGAUCCCGAUCACGCUCGGUCAGUCCAUACAGAGAUCAAGGGCCUGAUUUCUUCAAGCGGAGAGACAGCGCAAGGGACUUUGAGCAGGAUUGCUACCCCCACCUUGACACACACACCUCGACCAUCCGACAUCAGGAACUGCCGCCUCUUUUUAGCAAGAUUCGCGUCGAAGGACUCGCAGACUCGACGUCAGUCACAGUGUUACUGACUGCAUUCGGACCAUACGGCGAGAUCGAGGAGGCAAACCUGGUCGAGGGCAAGAAUAUUGCUUUUGUGACAUACACCAGACUGGAUGCAGCACAGCGGGCACUGGAAAUGAUGAACGGAUCGACGGUGGACGGAGCUCUUGUUAGAGUCUUUAGGGAGGAGUUCCCGAUAUACUACCAAAGGGGCUCUGGUUCAGAGGCCGGUACGAUGUCGCCACUGCCGACUCGUGAUGGAGCUCGUCGUCCUUCACUGGCUACGUCAACCUCUUCGGCCUCUUCCCAGGGUUUGAUGACACCUGAGUCAACGACUUCGAGACCGAUCCACCACCUUCCGCCUCGUCCUCGCUCACCCAAGCUGCCACCCAAGCCUGUCACUGCUGUCUACCCACCUGUCGGCGCAGACCCUCGGGCAGCCGUUGCUCAAGCGCGUGGACGUGGACGUCAAAUCCUUAGCUACGGCGACCUUUAG
This is a messenger RNA of Linnemannia hyalina, 1605 nucleotides long. Lineage: Eukaryota; Fungi; Mortierellomycota; Mortierellomycetes; Mortierellales; Mortierellaceae. The record is from the annotation of a GenBank genome assembly.